AGCUGCGCGCGCAGCCGCUGUCUCCGCCCACCUCGGGGGGAAGGGCGGGGCCUGAUCUCGCAGGGUGCGCGCGCAGCUCGCCGUUUGACCGUUCCCGGUCUCGGUCGCGGGACUCCAGUUACCUGGCGAACCUGAGAGGCCACUGUCCUGCCCUCGCCCUGGACCCUUCACCGCUGCAGACCCCCCCAAGACGGGGACCCCGGACCCCAGGCCUCAGGAGGACUCAACCAGGACUUUCCAAAAGUUGCCGCGGAGCCUUCCGAUCUCCUCGGCCAUCUCCCAAGUCUGACCUGGCUGAUGGGACCAGCGAGGAUUCUCUGCACCUUGACAUUCAGAAACUGAAGGAGAAGAGGGACAUGCUGGACAAGGAGAUCUCCCAAUUACUAUCUGAAGGCUACAGUGUGGGUGAAUUGGAGGACCACAUCUCCCAGCUCCACAUGUAUAAUGACAUCAAGGAUAUAGGCCAGAUGCUGCUGGGCAAACUAGAUGUCCCCCUCCGAGCCGCGAGCCAUGGCGCUGGCCUGCUUUACCCUGAACACAUCCCCACCUCCCCACUGCAGAAGGCGCUGCUGGCCGCCGGCUCUGCCGGAAUGGCGCUUUACAACCCGUAUCGCCACGACAUGGUCGCAGUUCUAGGGGAGACCACAGGACGCCGUGCCUUGAAGGUCCUCAGGGAUCAGAUGAGGAGGGAUCCAGAGGGUUCCCAGAUCCUGCAAGAACGACCCCGAAUCUCACUCUCCACCCUUGACCUGGGCAAGCUCCAGAGCCUGCCUGAGGGCUCCCUCGGCCGCGAGUAUCUCCGUUUCCUGGAUGUGAAUAGGGUCUCCCCAGAUACCCGGGCACCCACCCGAUUCGUGGAUGAUGAGGAGCUAGCGUACGUGAUCCAGCGGUACCGGGAGGUGCACGACAUGCUCCACACCCUGCUGGGGAUGCCCACCAACAUCCUGGGAAGGAGCCCAGCACAGGUGGGGACUGGGCAUGGCCGAGCCCUGGUAGAGGUCAGAGAGGAGCAGACACCUUGCUGUGCCCUGCCAUGCACACCACUGGCCUCUCCUCCUGGCCCCUUCUCACUUCCCACUCCCCCGCCCUGCCUCCCAGGAGAGAUUGUGGUGAAGUGGUUUGAGGCUGUCCAGACUGGCCUGCCCAUGUGCAUCCUGGGUGCACUUUUUGGACCAAUUCGACUGAGUGCCAAGAGCCUGCAAGUGCUGGUCUCUGAGCUGAUCCCAUGGGCAGUUCAGAAUGGGCGCAGGGCCCCGUGUGUCCUCAACCUGUACUACGAGCGGCGCUGGGAGCAGCCCCUCAGGGCUCUACGGGAGGAGCUGGGCAUCACGGAUCCCCCCUGCAUGUCGAGGGCCUGGCCUAGGCCCUGAGCCGCUGAACCAGGGGGGCCUGGCCUGGCUUCCCCUGGGGGCAGAGGACUCUUUUGCCAAUACCUUUGUUCCUUUUCUUUGAACACUGACUCUGGGACAUCAUUUAUCAGAAUUUGUCGUAACCACUGCUGAGUGGCUUUGAGGGCCAACCCAGGAGGGAGCAGUCUGUGCAGUGGGGUUCCCAGGCAAGCCAGGACUUAGCCAAAGAGAACCACAUGUGACCAGGAAUCAGUUGUCUAGGUUCAUAUGAGAUGUCUUGGAUCCACACCCCCUGUUCCAGAACCCUCCCUGCCAACCAGGGUUUUCUGGGUGCCAAGCUAGGUAUCCUCGCAGGAGUGAGGGCUACACCCAAUUCCAGAGGCCUAAGUAGGGGGAGGUGAGUCCCCACUGUCUGAAUAAAGGCUCCCAUCAGGUCA
Equus caballus (horse) is the source of this 1786-nucleotide messenger RNA. The record is from RefSeq and is a predicted model, not a curated record. Lineage: Eukaryota; Metazoa; Chordata; Mammalia; Perissodactyla; Equidae.